CUGAGCGGCGCGGGUCGGGUCCCGGUUCCCGGUUGCGGGUCCGCGAUGCCGCCCGCCCGCACCGGGUACGCGGCUCCGUGGUGGGUGUGGUGGCUGCACCGGCUGCCCCGCCGGGGGCUGCGGCUGCACAGCGUGUCCGCCGCCUUCCGCCCGAGGGACAGCGACUACCAGCAGUCGCUGCUCUUCCUGGGCUUGGUCCCUGCCGUCUGCCUCGGCCUCAACCUCCUCUUCCUCACCGUGUACCUCAUCUGCCUGUGCUGCUGCAAGCGGGACCAGGACCCUGAGACCAAGCGGCCCCACUCGUGCUGUGUCACCUGGAUGGCGGUCACCGCGGGGCUCAUCUGCUGCACAGCCGUCGGCAUCGGCUUCUAUGGGAACAGUGAGACCAACGAUGGGGUGUACCAGCUGCUGUAUGCCCUGGACCACGCCAACCACACACUGACCGGCAUCGACUCCCUGGUAGCAGACACCACACUGCAGAUGCAGGUGGGCCUGGAGCAGCACCUGCAGCGCCUGAACGAGCUGCUGGCGGCAAGGGGGGACUACCUGCAGACCCUCCGGUUCCUGCAGCAGCUCUCGGGCAGCAUCGUGCUGCAGCUCGCGGCGCUGCCUGUGUGGCACAGCACCAGCACCGACCUCACCGUGCUCGCCGGCCACGUCGCCUACAUCGAGUACUACCGGUGGCUGUCUUACCUGCUCUUCUUCAUGCUGGUGCUCACCGUCUGCCUCCUGGCCUGCCUGGGGCUGGCCAAGCGCUCCCGAUGCCUCCUCACCACGAUGCUGUGCUCUGGGCUGCUGACCCUCAUCCUCAGCUGGGCCUCCGUGGCUGUGGACACGGCAGCGGCGGUGGGCACCAGUGACUUCUGCGUGGCCCCAGACCAGUUCAUCAUGAACCAAACAGAGAGUUACAUCAGUGCGGAGGUGGUUCACUAUUACCUGUACUGUGACCAGGGCCUGAGCAACCCCUUCCAGCAGGCUCUCACCGUCUUCCAGCGCUCGCUCACUACGAUGCAGAUCCAGAUCCAGGGCCUGAUCCAGUUUGCGCUGCCUGCAUUCCCAACAGCCGAGAAAGACCUCCUGGGGGUGCAGCAGCUCCUCAACUCCUCAGAGACCAGCCUGCACCAGCUCACGGCCAUGCUGGACUGCCGGGGGCUGCACAAGGACUACCUGGAUGCCCUCAUUGGCAUCUGCUACGAUGGGGUGGAGGGUUUGCUCUACCUCAUUCUCUUCUCCUUGCUGGUGGCUGCCUCCUUCUCCACCAUCAUCUGUGCCACACCACGAGCAUGGAAGCUGUUCACUGGACGGGACCGGGACUACGAUGACAUGGACGAUGAGGACCCCUUCAACCCGCAGGCGCGGCGCAUUGCCAGCCACAACCCGGCACGGGGGCAGCUCCGCAGCUUCUGCAGCUACAGCAGCAGCCUGGGCAGCCAGAGCAGCCUGCACCCGCCGGCACAGACCAUCUCCAACGCACCCGUCUCUGAGUACAUGAACCAAGCUGUGCUCUUCGGUGGAAACCCACGCUAUGAGAACGUGCCCCUCAUCGGCAGAGGCUCUCCUCCCCCCACGUACUCCCCGAGCAUGCGAGCCACGUACCUGUCCGUCACCGAUGAGCACAUCCGGCCCCACAGCACCGAGGUCCCGGCCUAAGCCUGGCCCCACGCGGCUCCUGGCACCGGCAUUCCUGUGAUGGGAAACCAAAGAGCCCCAGGACAGACGUGGUGGGGAGCCCGGCAAUGGCUGGAGGAUGAGCCCCGGCGGUGGGGAAGCCCCCGGGCUCCCUUUACCCUCCUCUUCCCCCUUGGCAGCUCCUUCUCCAUCUCAAGUCUUCCUCUCCUAUGGCUGGCAGUGACUGGGGCCGCACACUGGAAGAUUGGAGAUGCUUCACCCCCACCUUUGGGCUCCUCCGGUCCUUCCCCACUUGGGGAUGUUCUAUGCCAUGGAACGGAGCCUUCUCCAGCUCCCUGGAGCACCCAGCCUGGGACCAUGGGUGGCUCCUUCCUCCUGUAGCAAUGCAGCACCAACCACUAGUGAUCCCAGCUCCCACUCCUCAUGGAUGGAGCCGGCUCCCGUGUCCCCCUCGCUGCUGCCCUGGGUUCAGGGGCUGUAGAGUUGAGGAUGCUGUGUCCUUGCUGGUUUCCCUUUGCUUUGCUCCCGGGUUUUAUGAGUUCUCUGCAGAGCAGAGGUGCAGUUUGACUCGCUGCCUCUGUGUGAAUGGGGUUUCACUGCAGUGUGCAUUGGUGGCAGGUUUUGGGCUGGUUUGAAGGCUCUCUUUGGCUGCUCCUCUCAGCUGGGCUGAGCUGGGCUCCCUCCUGCAGGACAGCCACAAACCCCUGGGAGAGCGAUAGGAACAUCCCUGGGCAGGAUGUGGUGGUCCUGGGAUGGGCAUGGUCCUGCCAGGGCUCCAAGGAGCCGGGAGGAAGCAGCAUGAGCUGAGAUGGAUCUUUUCUGGCUGCCCGUUUUGGUGUGGACUUUUCUGGAGCGCAAAGGCUUAACCCUUAACCCCCAUCUCCCUGCAGGCAGCAGCCUCCUGCUGCCGGUUGUGGUUCUCCAUCCCUCAUCCCUGCUUUGGCUAACGGCUGGGAUAGCCAGGCUGUCCCUUGAUAGCAGCGACUCACUGUGUGGUAACGAUAACCUGUACAUCCCCUCAGUCCCUUAACCCGGGUUCGUGUGACUGCGAUGCUCCCUGUUGGAAACUGCC
Melopsittacus undulatus (budgerigar) is the source of this 2701-nucleotide messenger RNA. It is a transcript of the gene TTYH2, whose product is annotated as tweety family member 2. The coding region runs from base 46 to 1650 and encodes 534 amino acids. The record is from RefSeq and is a predicted model, not a curated record. Gene Ontology annotation, molecular function: intracellularly calcium-gated chloride channel activity; volume-sensitive chloride channel activity. Gene Ontology annotation, cellular component: plasma membrane. The transcript is spliced from 14 exons. Lineage: Eukaryota; Metazoa; Chordata; Aves; Psittaciformes; Psittaculidae.